AUGUCAGCAGAAGUGGAGACUUUGUUACAAAGACCGCAAGACCCAGAUUUGGGCGAUCCGGCCCCUCUGUUCGAGGCAUCCAAGCACGGCCAAACAGAGGUUGCACGCCUUUUGCUGGAGGCCAAUGCAGACAAGGACAAGGCCACGCUGGGUGGCGCUACCCCGUUGUUCAUUGCAGCUGCGUUCGGGCAGCUGGAGGUUGUACGCCUUUUGCUGGAGGCCAAUGCGGACAUGGACAAGGCCACGCAGCAUGGCGCCACCCCAUUGUUCACUGCAGCUCAGCACGGGGAGGUGGAGGCUGCACGCCUUUUGCUGGAGGCCAAUGCUGACAAAGAGAAGGCCAUGCAGGAUGGCAGAACGCCGUUGUGCAUUGCCAAUGAAAGAGGAUUCUUCGGCAUUGCACGCCUCUUGCAGGAGUCGAACACGGACAAGAACAAAAGAAAGUGUGUGUGA
Symbiodinium necroappetens is the source of this 453-nucleotide messenger RNA. Lineage: Eukaryota; Dinophyceae; Suessiales; Symbiodiniaceae. The record is from the annotation of a GenBank genome assembly.